CUGAUCAAUCGGCGGAUUUCGGCGAUCAGGGAGGUUGAACCCCUGGUUGUUGAGACAGAAAAGAUGCAAGUGUCAAAUUUUGGGUUCAAAGUUUUUCUCACUGUUUAUGUGAAGAAGGCGAGUAUCUCUCAAAUGAGUGCCAGAGAUGUGUAUUCUUCUCUGGAUCGGAUUCAUUCUAUUGACGAGGAGGAUGCCGAAGACUCUGAUUCAACCAUUGAGAUAAUCGAGAUAGGCAAUUAUCUAAACGUGCUGACACACGCUUGCACGACAUUCAAAAGCGAUAGGAUACAGACAAUUCAUAUAUUUCUUCUAAUAAAUACUUCAGUUGUCCGUAUUGAUGGUCCCGUUUUAUUGAGUGGAGUUGAGGCAUCUAACCCAGGUGAGAGCAAAGCGCGAAGUGCGGUCUUUCAACAGAGGGAUCAAACUUCCUUAUUUUGUUUUUUCUUUCAGAUCACGGAUGUGGCCAGAACAUCACAAAACAAAGUACCGGUACCACAAAAUAUUGGAUUCGUUGCAACUUACGAGGCAUCGAAAACAAAUGGAAUUUAUGAACUAUACUUCUAUCCUCCAUCAGGUCGAGCGAUAGCCCCGGAGCUACAGACAGCUUUUCGGAGCGCAACCGCUGGGUUUUCGAAUGACUCAGUUGUUCAAGCUUUUACGCAGACCAUGUGUCAAAUUGCAGACUACCGCAUCAGCGCACGUGUUCAGAAAGAUAAAAAGUGGUUGGUCUGGGAGUCCAGACCUUCAGAAUCUUCGGAAGAGUAUCAGAAAGUCAAGGAUGGUGUGACACAAUACGCCAAUUUAUUGACAAUUCGCUUUACAUAUUGUUCUAAUCAAUCGAUUAAUAUUUUUCAGAUGCGCAAAAAUAUUGAAAAAACUCCCUUUGCAAGAAGCUUGAUUACAAUGAAAGUGGAAAAACUGUUUUCCAACUAUGUUUAUGAAGUAUACGUAGAAUUACGUAUGACUUUUAAUUUAAUCGGUAUGAUACAAGCGAUUGGCUAUUCGACCCAGGGGCAGCUAACACGAGAACCAAGAAUCUCAGUCACUUCCGCGCUUAAAAAUUUCACGUGGAAUGAAGCAGGA
This is a messenger RNA of Opisthorchis viverrini, 1083 nucleotides long. RefSeq lists its product as hypothetical. NCBI's taxonomy places the organism in Eukaryota, Metazoa, Platyhelminthes, Trematoda, Opisthorchiida, Opisthorchiidae. The annotation marks the transcript as partial. The transcript is spliced from 6 exons. The record is from RefSeq and is a predicted model, not a curated record.